AUGGCGACGGGAUCAACAAGGUACCUGCGCUAUAUACUGUUUGCUGUUUUCGGCAUCGCCAUCCUCUACUUCAUCUCUACCUCAUCGUUACCCUCCUACGCGCAGCCUCUUACGUCAGGAGGUAAAUUCUCCUGGGAUUCACCCAGUGAUGACUCGUCCUCUUCCAAGCCUAAAGAAGCAUCAGAUGCAGUCUCGCCUCCGAAGCAAUCGUCGCCGGCCUCGGGAGAAACCAGACCGUUGCAAUCUAUGACACCUAAUAUUACUCCUGCCGUACCCUCCGAAUUGUCUCCACCAGCGCCGGGCGAGCGUGUGAAUGCUACAUUUGUAACAUUGGCAAGAAACUCGGAUCUGUGGGAGAUUGCCCGCUCCAUUCGACAGGUGGAGGAUAGAUUCAACAGGAAUUAUAACUACGACUGGGUGUUUCUGAACGAUAAACCAUUCGAUGACCAGUUCAAGAAAAUCACCUCAUCUCUGGUGUCUGGAAAGACGCACUAUGGCGAAAUUCCCACAGAGCACUGGUCAUUCCCACCAUGGAUCGAUCAGAAGAAGGCCGAGGCUGUCCGAGAGGAUAUGCGUCGCAGAAGGAUCAUCUAUGGCGACUCCAUCAGUUACCGCCAUAUGUGUCGAUUCGAGUCUGGCUUUUUCUUCCGUCACCCACUGAUGCAACAGUUUGAGUAUUACUGGAGAGUCGAACCAAGCGUCGAGCUGUUCUGUGAUGUCCACUAUGACCCAUUCCGCUUCAUGAAGGACAACAAGAAAAAGUACAGCUUUGUGCUGAGCUUGUACGAAUAUGUUGAAACGAUUCCGACCCUCUGGGAUAGUGUCAAAAAGUUCAUCAAAGCCCAUCCUGAACACAUCUCCCCCGAUAAUUCCAUGUCUUUCCUGAGUGACGACGGUGGUGAGACCUACAACAAGUGCCAUUUCUGGUCCAACUUCGAAAUUGGUAACCUUGAUUGGCUUCGAUCGCAAGCCUACCAGGACUUUUUCGAAUCUCUUGACAAGGAUGGCGGUUUCUUCUAUGAGCGUUGGGGGGAUGCCCCUGUGCACUCCAUCGCCGCUGCCCUACUCCUCCGCAAGGAGGAAAUUCACUUCUUCAACGAUAUCGCCUAUUACCACGUCCCCUUUACUCACUGCCCAACUGGGGAGGAUCUUCGCUUGAAGCUCCGCUGUCACUGCAAUCCUCAAGACAAUUUUGAUUGGAAGGGUUAUAGUUGCACGUCUCGAUACUUUGACCUGAAUAAAAUAGCCAAACCCGAGGGUUGGAUGGAUCAAGUAUGA
This is a messenger RNA of Capronia epimyces CBS 606.96, 1278 nucleotides long. RefSeq names its product alpha 1,2-mannosyltransferase. Gene Ontology annotation, biological process: cell wall mannoprotein biosynthetic process; protein O-linked glycosylation; protein N-linked glycosylation. Lineage: Eukaryota; Fungi; Ascomycota; Eurotiomycetes; Chaetothyriales; Herpotrichiellaceae. The transcript has 3 exons. Gene Ontology annotation, cellular component: Golgi apparatus; membrane. The record is from RefSeq and is a predicted model, not a curated record. The coding region runs from base 1 to 1278 and encodes 425 amino acids. Gene Ontology annotation, molecular function: alpha-1,2-mannosyltransferase activity.